AUGGGUGCUAGAGGGGCAGUGAAAAUCAUCUUCCGUGGAGGCGAUGCCAACACUCAAUUAAAGCACGAGGAAGAAUACAUCGAUGCAUUUGCCAAUCCCUUUCCUGCAGCCACAAGAGGUUUCGUUGAUGACAUUAUCGAACCUCGACAGACUCGUAUGCGCUUGUGUGCUGACCUAGAAAUGCUUGCUAACAAGGAAAUCAAGGCUCCCUGGAAGAAGCACGCCAACAUGCCUCUUUAG
This is a messenger RNA of Protopolystoma xenopodis, 240 nucleotides long. NCBI's taxonomy places the organism in Eukaryota, Metazoa, Platyhelminthes, Monogenea, Polystomatidea, Polystomatidae. The record is from the annotation of a GenBank genome assembly.